Molecule: messenger RNA, 2788 nt
Organism: Cavia porcellus (domestic guinea pig)
Lineage: Eukaryota; Metazoa; Chordata; Mammalia; Rodentia; Caviidae
Gene: Kcnj13
Product: potassium inwardly rectifying channel subfamily J member 13
Exons: 3
Coding region: 152-1234 (360 amino acids)
Biological process (GO): regulation of monoatomic ion transmembrane transport; potassium ion import across plasma membrane
Cellular component (GO): plasma membrane
Molecular function (GO): inward rectifier potassium channel activity
Source: RefSeq, a predicted model, not a curated record
UGUAAGCUGUAAAGCCAGUCCAAGAAGAGAACCUACAAACUACACCUGUAGAUUACAAGUACCUGAUCAGAAUCAGGCUCUGCAGGCUUCCUAAGAUCUACCUUGGCAGAUAGGCUGACCACUGCAAAGGAAGUGAGAAUCACAGCCUGAGAUGGAAAGCAGUAACUGUAAAGUUAUUACUCCUCUCCUCAGUCAAAGACAUCGAAGGAUGGUCACCAAAGAUGGCCAUAGCACCCUUCAAACGGAUGGCGCUCCAAGAGGCCUUGUGUAUCUUCGAGAUGCAUGGGGAACCCUAAUAGACAUGCGCUGGCGCUGGGUGAUGCUAGUCUUUUCUGCCUCUUUCGUUCUCCACUGGCUUGUCUUUGCAGUGCUCUGGUACGUUCUAGCCGAGAUGAAUGGUGAUCUGGAACUAGAUCACGAUGCUCCACCUGAAAACCACACUAUCUGUGUCAAGUACAUCACCAGUUUCACAGCUGCAUUUUCCUUCUCUUUGGAGACGCAACUCACCAUUGGUUAUGGUACCAUGUUCCCCAGUGGUGACUGUCCAAGUGCAAUCGCCUUACUUGCCAUACAAAUGCUCCUAGGCCUCAUGCUAGAGGCUUUUAUCACAGGUGCCUUUGUGGCGAAGAUAGCCCGCCCAAAGAAUCGAGCUUUUUCAAUUCGCUUUACUGACUUAGCAGUGGUAGCUCACAGAGAUGGCAAACCUAAUCUUAUCUUUCAAGUGGCCAACAUUCGACACAGUCCUCUCACCAGUGUCCGGGUCUCCGCUGUUCUCUAUCAGGAAAGAGAAAACGGCCAACUGCACCAGACCAGCGUGGACUUUCACCUUGAUGGCAUCAGUUCAGAGGAAUGUCCGUUCUUUAUCUUUCCACUAACCUACUACCAUUCCAUUACACCAUCAAGUCCUCUGGUCACUCUGCUGCAGCAUGAAAAUCCUCCCCACUUUGAAUUAGUUGUAUUCCUCUCAGCAAUGCAGGAAGGCACUGGAGAAAUCUGCCAAAGGAGGACAUCCUACCUACCAUCAGAGAUCAUGUUACAUCAUUGUUUUGCAUCUCUGCUGACCCGAGGUUCCAAAGGUGAAUAUAAAGUCAAGAUGGAGAAUUUUGACAAGACUGUUCCUGAACUUCCAACUCCUCUGGUGUCUAAGAGCCCACACAGGACUGACCUGGAUAUCCGUAUCAAUGGACAAAGCAUUGACAAUUUUCAGAUCUCGGAAACAGGACUGACAGAGUAAACCGUAUCAAUGGCACCCUUUUUUUAAUGUAGUGAAUAUACCCAGUCAGUUAUGCAGCUACUUUUCCUUCACUGUAUCUAAUGUCUUUUUUCCUCAAUGCUGAUUACUUUUCUCUGAGCACAUCAUGGCAAUCAUGCUGUGCCCACAUACACACAAAAAAAGGCUCAACUAAUAAUACACAUUUUGAAAACCAAACAUUCUACCUUACAAAGUUUGUGUCUGUGGUUAUCUACUGAGAUCAAUGAGACUCAACCUGACAUAUAUUUAAAUAAAAAUGCUGCUGGUCAGUUUCUAAGGAUGUAGUAUGAUACCAAUAAUGAAAAGAUAAAAUGGACUGAAGUUUAAGAAUAUGGAACUCCUAAAAAAAUCAAGGAUUUUUUAAAAAAAGAAGGAAAAAAAAAUCAAGCAAAAAUCUCUCAUUUCAUCUGCAAAUUGAAGCAACAGUCUAGUUCCAAACUUAGCUCCAGGGGCAGAGGAUGAUUUCACAAUAAUGAGGGAACAUCCUUGUACAACUGUUAUUUUUUCAAGACUGCAAAGAUUAUUCUUUUGAUUCUUUAUACUACAAAAAUAGGGUAAGUAUUACUUCCUUCAUUUUUAACAGCUAACAACAACUAUUCCAAAGAAAAACAACACAGUAUACUUACUUACAACCCUAAAAUCAUUUCAACAUGACAUCACAACACAUGCAUGCUCUCUUUUCCAUGACCCAUCUGAUGACAAAAAACCAUGACAGAUCUAAGGAACUCAUAAAGUUUUAUAAACACAAAAGUUAAGAUACAAAUUAAGAAAAAAAACUCCCAUAGAUGAAGCAAAAAAUAAUUAGGCAACAAGUAUUUUCAAACUUUGAGUGCACUGAAAUUCCUGUUUCCAACAUCAAAUAGUUUUUUCUAUAAACAUAAAAUGAGUGUUUAUUCACCAGUAGGAGGUUGGACUAGAUCUCUAUUAUUUCUUUCCAAGUCUAAAGCUCCUUGAAAAUUGUGCUUUUUCUGCCUCAUUUUUUAAUUUUACACAUGCUAAGAUGAAUACUUUCUCUUAUACACAGCUUAAUUUCUUUGACUAAUUUUCAUUUUGAUUAAAAAACAAAAUUAUCCUCAAGGAAAAUAAGACCCAAAAAGUCAACAUAUCAGGUUUCAGAUGUGUAGCUGCUCUUUGGUGAAAUGUCCCGUAUUCAGGCUUAUGAGGGAAAAGGGCAAGAUUAACCUUCCCCACUGAUGACGACCCAGGCAGGAAUCACCUCUUGAAAUAAAUACUAGCUGAGUAAAGGCAAGCAAUUGUGAAGAGCAGGUCACAGCAGCAAGUCACAUUUUUCUACUCUUUAACCAAAAGGAAAAGAAAAUAAAGAAGAAUGUUGGAGCGGUCUAAUACUGACAACAGGAGACUAUCAAGGACACAGAAACCUAAUUAUUGUGAACUUUGUGGUUUAAAAAUCUUAGACAUUCAUUCUUAACUAGCAGUGAGACCAACGGAUUUUUCCAAGACUACUGUAAACCAUAAAGAUAGCAGAAAUUCUUAUUUCUCUAAUAAGUUAAUAAGGAAAUAAAGUAGUAUCAAAGA